Molecule: messenger RNA, 4443 nt
Organism: Salvia miltiorrhiza (redroot sage)
Lineage: Eukaryota; Viridiplantae; Streptophyta; Magnoliopsida; Lamiales; Lamiaceae
Exons: 5
Coding region: 1763-2794 (343 amino acids)
Molecular function (GO): zinc ion binding; nucleic acid binding
Source: RefSeq, a predicted model, not a curated record
AUUCACAGAAAAUACAAUUAUCAUCAGCUUUCUUUCCUCUCCAAAAAUUCAUUCAAAUCACAAGCAUCCCUUCAAGGAAGUUCUGUCCCGAAAAGCAAAUCUGUUACACCAUACAUCACAAAAACAAAGAACACAUGCUGUCCACUUGAGAGAAGGAAUUAGCAUUGCUUUUACAAGAAGAGAAUUGUACAUCUUUUAUCUACGAGCUUGUUCUAUCAAGGUUGAGCGGCAAGUGGUGUCGUGCGAGGCUGAGGGAGGAUGUUGCUGUAGUUUCAUAUAAUAAUUUCCGCUGCCGUAAUAUUCACUUAGGUGGAUAUCUUUUGAGAAUGACUCUUUAAAUAUUCUUAGCCUAAUUAUUAUGAACUCUUUUGGCAAUCGCAUUUCUAGCAAUUGAAUCUCGCAUAUACGAAUGUCUAGUAUGAAGUGUUAUCUUGUUGCCUCAGACCUCCGAACUUUUGAUCCUGGUUGGGAAGAUUUCUAUCUCAAUUGUUGUAUUUAUUAUCCUUCAAUUGCGGCACUCCUUUAUUAACAAUGUAUUACCUAAAUCUAAAAACAUAUCUCCCAUUUUAUUCUAACAAAGUCUAGCAAAUCCCCUUAAGUAGCCGUUUCUUAUUCUCCCGGGGUCGGGUUGUCACAGAUGGUAUCAGAGCAAAAGUUCUUGGCUCUGAGACCACAAGUUCAUUUAUGUUGAGUCUAGGAUAGCAUCUCUAGACUUCUAAAAGUUUAUACAUCAACUCUCAGCUCGUCGUCACACUGCCCUCAACCAAGGUACGUUAAUCAUGUUUUCAAAAUGUUUACUGAAAUGCAUGCACCAAAUGAAUAUGUUAUAGAACAUGUUAAGAUUGAAUAUGCAUUGAGAUGGAACAUGCAUUAUGAUUGAACUUGCAUUGAGAUGAACAUGUAUUGAGACUGAAUAUGCAUAGAGACGGGACAUGCAUUGAGACUGAACAUGCACUGAGACAAGACAUGCAUUGAGACGGAACAUGUAUUGAGACUGAACAUGCAUUGAAACAUAGCAUGUAUUGAAACUAUAAACGCAUUGAGGCUGAACAUGCAUUGAGAUAGAAUAUACAUGCUGAGACUGAACAUGCAAUAAGAAUUAAUGUGUUUUAAGAUUGAAUGUAUUGAUAUGAAUUGUGACUGAACAUACACUGAAGCGGAUCAUGUAUGGAGACGUCCGUACACUGAAACGCAACAUGUAUGGAACCUUAACCUAUAUUGAGACUAAACAUGAAUUUAAGAUUGAAAACAUUUUUAUCAUGCAAGACUAUGUGCUAACUUGAUUUUAAUAAGCAAAUGUUGCAUAACUGCAUGAUAUACAAUUUAUUACCAUGAGAUGAUUCAACCACUAUGUGUUAUUACAAUUUUAGUUAGGUUAUGAACCUAGAAAGGAUAUGAUGACAGACUAUAGUCGCUUAGUGAACUGAUGAAGGAUGUCUUUAGAUUUUUAUGAUCAGAGGAUUUUAGAGGACAUGAACAGACUAGAAAUAGAAAGAACUAUACAUUGAAAGCACUGAACAUAGACAGAGAGAACAUAGAAAGUAUAGAAUGACAUAACAUAGAAAGAUGAUCAAGGAAGGGUAAACCAUAUAUAGAAAGUCAGAAUACGAAAGUUAGAAUAUCAAAGCACGAUACAUGAAAGGAUGACUUGUAGACAACCAACGAUCGUUUCAGACAAUAGAAGGAUCCUUAUGUCACCAGUAUCACGGAUUUUUAUUAGAAAGAAUGAAGAAGGAGUUCAACAUUAUUAAUUGAAUACAUAAUGGCUGGAGAAGGAGAAAGAGGACCUAACCCUGAAGGACAUGCGCCACGAAUUAUACCAGAGCGAAGUGUGGAAGAAAGGUUUCGCAAGCAUAAUCCACCAACUUUUGAUGGGCUCGGUGAUCCUCUGGAUGCCGAGAGAUGGGUAAGAGCUACUGAGAGGAUACUCAACCACGUUGGCUGUGGGGAUAGGGAGAAACUCACAUGCGCAAUUUUCCAACUCGUUGAUGAGGCUGAAUUCUGGUGGGAAUCAGUGCGACGAACCUUGACCCCCGAGCAAUGGGAGGUGUACACGUGGAAUGAUUUUAAAGAAAGAUUAUAUGAAAAGUAUAUCCCUGGAUGCUAUAGGAAAAAGAAACAGGAUGAGUUUUGGAAUUUACGACAAGGAAGUAUGACGGUCACAGAGUACGACCAAAUGUUUAACCAGCUUUCGCGAUAUGCUCCCCAUCUAGUUGACACAGAUGAGAAAUGUGCAGAAAAGUUUCGACAAGGUCUGCGGCUUGAGAUAGCCGUUCCACUAGCAAGUCAGGGAGCGCUAACAUAUACUCAAUCUUUGAGCAGGGCCCUAAACAUCGAAGCAAUACUACCAAAAGAAAAAGAGAGUGUGUUAGCACAAGCACCGACCCAAGACUAUGGAAAAAUGAAACGUAAAUGGGAAGACGGAAAUGAAGGAAACCUAGAAAAAAGAAAGCAACCAUGGAGAGGAAAUCGACAACAACAGCAAGGACAUGCGGAAGGAAAGCCGUUAUGUCCAACAUGUCAGAAAAAUCACUAUGGUGAAUGUAAGAUAGGUUCCAACGACUGCUUUAGGUGCAAGCAACCAGGGCAUUUCGCCAGAGACUGUCCAAACAAUAAUGAGAACAUGAGAAUUCCACAACCUCAUAACUUUGCCCCUCAAGGACAGAAUCAGGUACCAAUUGGCAAUGAACGACCAAAUCAGAGACAACCUGGACGUGCUAAGGCUUAUGCUCUUAACCAGCAACAAGCAGCCCAAGCACCUGAAGAUUUAGAAGGUACAAUCGUCAUAAAUUGACGUAUCUGCUUUAACAUCAAGAGCUUCACACUUUUAUCUUUACAUGCAUGUUAAGUUUAAAGCCUAUGGUGGUGGAAGCUUUCGAGAUGAUAUAUAGAGAAUAAUAAGGAAGCAUGACACGUUAGUCAUACUGGGAUUCAAAAAAAAAAAAUGAGAAGAGAUUGAUGGACAUAUUCGAUCGAAAGAUCAAAACUUUAUGGGGCAAGCGGAUUUAUUCUGCCUUUAUAGAAUCACUACGAACGAGAAAGUAUGUGUAGACUAGAAGUCGAGUUUGCUAGCCUAGGUAUACCAAAUUUCGAGGAUGAAAUUUUUUUUAGGGGGGAAGGAUGUAACACCCCGAUUUUUCCUAAUAGGAUUUCCCGAUAAUACUUGAACUUAGAAUAUUAUUUAAGUGAAUUCUCGCCCGGAUAAAUUUUUUGUUGAAAAACAAAAAAGGGUAUUUCUUUUAAUGAAAGAUUUUAUUAAAUUUUACCAAGAGAGAUUAAAUGCAAAUACGUGACUAUGUGAAUAUAUUUCAUAUUACAUUUUUUUUUUCAUUUACUUUUAAUUUGAAUUGGACCUAAAUAGAAUUAUUAUACUAACUUAUCUAGUUUGGGUCUUACUUAUUUUUGAAUUAAGAUUAUGUGUAUUUUAUAAGCCCAUUUUGAUCCAUAAAUUUUUUUAAUUCAUGUCAGCCCACAUGCCUCAUUAAAUUUUGUAGAUUUUUAACUUUUGUUUUUGUAGAGAGAUUUAUGUGUUACUUUGGCAGCAGCCACUUGUCCAUAGUCAUCAAAAAUUCAACCACGUUUCACUCUACCAUUCACCACUUCUUAAGCCAAUCAUCUUACAUGCAAAUUUUCCUUUCCACAAUAAACUUGCCAAAACUCAAAGAUCAGAUCAUUCACAGAAAAUACAAUUAUCAUCAGCUUUCUUUCCUCUCCAAAAAUUCAUUCAAAUCACAAGCAUCCCUUCAAGGAAGUUCUGUCCCAAAAAGCAAAUCUGUUACACCAUACAUCACAAAAACAAAGAACACAUGUUGUCCACUUGAGAGAAGGAAUUAGCAUUGCUUUUACAAGAAGAGAAUUGUACAUCUUUUAUCUACGAGCUUGUUCUAUCAAGGUUGAGCGGCAAGUGGUGUCGUGCGAGGCUGAGGGAGGAUGUUGCUGUAGUUUCAUAUAAUAAUUUCCGCUGCCGUAAUAUUCACUUAGGUGGAUAUCUUUUGAGAAUGACUCUUUAAAUAUUCUUAGCCUAAUUAUUAUGAACUCUUUUGGCAAUCGCAUUUCUAGCAAUUGAAUCUCGCAUAUACGAAUGUCUAGUAUGAAGUGUUAUCUUGUUGCCUCAGACCUCCGAACUUUUGAUCCUGGUUGGGAAGAUUUCUAUCUCAAUUGUUGUAUUUAUUAUCCUUCAAUUGCGGCACUCCUUUAUUAACAAUGUAUUACCUAAAUCUAAAAACAUAUCUCCCAUUUUAUUCUAACAAAGUCUAGCAAAUCCCCUUAAGUAGCCGUUUCUUAUUCUCCCGGGGUCGGGUUGUCACAAUCGGUGUGUGAAAAGGCAUGAAGAUUCUAAUUUGAUCGAUCGGUGCACUAUAUUGUGAAAAUGUGCAAAACUGAACUUUUGGAAAUUGAAAGAGGAAACUGGAGAAACAAAAAGAUUAAGGUUUCAAACUCUUU